Thermochaetoides thermophila DSM 1495 is the source of this 660-nucleotide messenger RNA. RefSeq lists its product as uncharacterized. The record is from RefSeq and is a predicted model, not a curated record. Lineage: Eukaryota; Fungi; Ascomycota; Sordariomycetes; Sordariales; Chaetomiaceae. The coding region runs from base 1 to 660 and encodes 219 amino acids. The transcript is spliced from 2 exons.
AUGGUUCCCUCGCCUAACAACUACCCGUGGCUCACGGGCCCUAUACCUAGCAUCGUUGAGCCCAAACCCUCCAAACCCCAGCCCGUCGAGGUCGACUCCAUCCCGAUUGAACCGGAGCCCAUCCGUCCUCAACCCAUCGAACCAGACACCUCCUCCCAACAACCGGAACCUAUCGAAGUCGACGAAGAGUACAUGCGCAAUCCCAAUGCCGCAGAAGAGGACGAGGCCCGUCUUCGUGCAGAACUGCCUCGUUUGCUGGCCAAACGGCCAAGCGCCUAUUUAAGGAGAUUAAAUCCCAGGUUGAAUCCCAAGGUCGAGAAGAUGAUUGCUACGGGGGAUCAGUGCAAUGUUCGCGGUGAAUCAUCGGCAGCGGGACCAGGUGGCCAGCAGCGGCAGCAACAUACGGCUCCGAAUCCGAUUACCGCGUCGUCGGAUAAUUUGGCAGACGAGGCGUUAAGCAACAGCCAUAUCUACCUCACUUAUUUGGAAUCCGAUCCGGAUUGCGCCAUGCCGGAUCCUCUGACUGCUCAAGAGGAUGAAGGUGUCUCCGACAUCUCCUUAGGACGCGGCCUUGAGGUGUCAGAAUGUUGUGCUCAAUCGCCCAAGGAUGAGGAAGAAGACGAAGAUUCGGGUACAGAGAGAGGGGAGAGAUCGGGAUAG